AUGGACUUUGGCCUCGAGGGCCACACGGCCACACUGUGUGGCGAUUUGAUUGUGGUGGUUGGCGGUAAAACAGCUGCAUUUUGUCUGAAUGAGUCUGUGCUCACGCUUACGCUUCCAGGCUUUGAGUGGCGACAGCUUCCAUGUGACGGGGCGAUUCCAGCGCCACGGGCGUACCACUCUACCUGCUUGCACGGUACACGGCUUGUCGUUUUUGGCGGCAUUACAAGUGUGGGGCUGAACGAUGUUCACUACAACACGUAUAAUGUCUUUACGCUGGCCGACGGACUCGACGGGGCGACGCUGCGGCGUAUGGGUGCCGAUCGUUUUUGUGAUCCGUCAAGGCUGCGACCGCUGAUGCCGCAAAAGAUGGAGCCGGAUGGUGCCGUUCACAUUCUUGACACGUCGGCCUCGCCGCCCCGCUGGGAGUCGGCGCAGUGUACUGGCAAUGUACCGUGCAACCGCUCGCACCACGCCGCCGCGGUGCAGGGAAACGCCAUGUACAUUGUGGGAGGCUACAAUAUUUAUUCCUCACAGGCGCAACCGGCCGUUGAUUUUGGCUGUCUCUACCGCCUCGACCUUACAACGCUGUGCUGGACAAGCAUCCGACUCAGCACUCCGCUCUAUUACUGGGGGGCGACGCUGACUCCGUUGGGCGGCCCGCUGCUCUGUCUCUUUGGUGGCGUAUCGCGCGCACGAAACAUGGAAUCGCGUGACACUUUUUUUCUGGAUGCUCAAACGGGGUCUGUUCAGCCCGUGUUGGAGAGCAGCUGCACACCGUCACCACGCGCAGCACACUGUGCAUGGCGGUGGGGUUGCUACGUGUACAUUUUCGGCGGCGCCGGCUCCGUCGCCACUCGUUACUUUAACGAUUUACACCGUCUUUACGUACAACGCGGUGCUUGGGAGGAGGUCACGACACACGUGGAGACAAAAACGUUGUUAUCAUCAUCAACAUCGUCGGCGUCUCCUCCACCGCUCUCUGGCAGUGCUGCAGUGGUGGUUGGCGAGCAUGUAAUUUUUGUGGGGGGAAUGCGUUCAAACUUGACGCGAUUGUCCAGUGUGUUUCUUGUCAGCAUGCACUCACUCACGUGGCAGGAGGCAAAAAAAACAUUCACUGACACACCGCUGUCGUCCACAUUUGCCCACAAUAGGCCGCACUCCCGCAGAGGUGGCGCCAGUAUAGGCGUGCAGACCACGUGGAAGGGAGGGUCACCACUUGUCCUCUCACACGACGCGUUGGACCCGGUAGCGACAUUGCCCCGCGGGGCAUCUGUGAUGCAGCAACCACAACACCAACUGCAGGAGGGGGCGGAGGAGGGGCGUCAUUCCAAAGAACGCCCGCAAGAACGCUGGGAGCGAGAGUUAAGUGAACUUCGCAAGUUGACAGCAGACUGGAGCAACGUGAUCGUGGACCCAGGCACCCGCUUGAAGGGUGUUGCAUGGAGCCCGUGA
This is a messenger RNA of Trypanosoma rangeli, 1452 nucleotides long. RefSeq names its product BTB/POZ domain containing protein. The transcript has a single exon. The record is from RefSeq and is a predicted model, not a curated record. Gene Ontology annotation, molecular function: protein binding. Lineage: Eukaryota; Euglenozoa; Kinetoplastea; Trypanosomatida; Trypanosomatidae. Bases 1 to 1452 code for a protein of 483 amino acids.